AUGUUCGACGAUCUCCGACUGGAGCCUGACCAACGACAGCCGCCUCCAACUCCAGCAAAGGAGUCCACUUGCAACCGUCAUUCGCUAGCAGCGACCGUCGGCGCUCGUCUUCUCGAUUUAUCACCAACAUUUGAAACCAAAGAACAACCUGUCAUUGCCUAUUGCUCCAACACCACUCGUCGACCACUACCAACAACAACAAAUGCAUCGCCAUUACCAUUCGUCUCUAGCCAACAUAGUAUGUCGAAGCACUUCCAGAGGCAUCCGCCUGCUACUUUGCCGGAACCGCCUGUCGACCACAAUAACCUCAACAUCAACGACUUCUGCAUCGUUGCCACCACUAGUAUUGAUCGCCAACCCUCACAAUGGAAUCACCAUUUCCAACAACCGACGUUUUCUCCUAUGGAAUCUCCUUCAGAUCGUGACAAUAAGGAAUGGCUGGAGACUUUUGAUUCAAAAUAG
Messenger RNA from Lactuca virosa, 462 nucleotides. The record is from the annotation of a GenBank genome assembly. NCBI's taxonomy places the organism in Eukaryota, Viridiplantae, Streptophyta, Magnoliopsida, Asterales, Asteraceae.